Messenger RNA from Musca domestica (house fly), 4494 nucleotides. Its product is annotated as alsin homolog. The coding region runs from base 74 to 4435 and encodes 1453 amino acids. Lineage: Eukaryota; Metazoa; Arthropoda; Insecta; Diptera; Muscidae. The transcript has 8 exons. The record is from RefSeq and is a predicted model, not a curated record.
UCUCCAGUACUCAUAAUUUCCAUAAUGUGAUAAAUCCAAAGAUAAUCAAAUUUGUUUACCAACCAAAGAAACGAUGGAAUGCAACGACAGUCGGGAAGAUGUUGAUAUGAAUUCUUACAUAUUUUAUAACGGCGUGAGAGUUUCCAUUGAAUGGGACAAAAGAAAUGUACCUCCCUCAAUGCAAUCUUCUUGCAGAGUGAUACAGCGUAUAUGUUCCAUAACAUCAACUUAUUUUUUAUUGACUGUGAACAAUUCCCUAUAUGAGGCCGUAUUAAAUCCAAGUAAAUUAAUUCUCCGUCUGACGUUUAUUCGAGGAUCCGUGCAUGAUGUCCAGUUCUGUAGAGAUUUCGGUGUGUUGUAUAUAGUGGAGGAUAAUGGCACGGUUCUAGCGCAGUCAUUACAGAAUAACGAAAUUUUGGCCGAAAACUGGCGGUUGCUUACGUUCGACCCUCUUGAAUUAUCGGAAGAGGGUGUGCAUAUUAAACAAGUAUGUUGCUCUUCGGAUGGUGUCAUUUUCGUUUCGGAAUCUUCAGAUAUAUAUUGUAUUGGCAACUAUGUAAAUAGCACUCUAUCAGCGGAUUACUACCAGCCAAAAUUAGUACGACUCUUCUCAAAUCCGAUAGAUAUUUUAGACGUAAAGGGCGGAAAGAACUUUUUCGUUUUUCUAGUCAGGAGGAGAUUGGAAAAUGAAACAAAAAGGCAUAUAACAAAUAGCACAUGUGAUGAUCUUCCGGAUCUUGUCUGUUCGGAAUCACAAUUUAAAAGAGAAGAAUCGGAAACUCCCACAACACUAGAUUCAACCUGCUCAAAUAGAACUUUGGGUGCUAAUAUACAGCGUUUGACAAGUUUUGGUAGAAUAUUGCUUCAAACUGAAAUCUAUACCCUUGGAACUCCCAAUAAUGGAGUGCUUGGUACAGGAGACCAUAUUAAUCGUGAUUCAAUUUUUGCUGUACAAAAGCUGAAAGACAUAGGAGUGUGUGGUGUAUCAGUUGGUAACGAGUAUACCAUUGUAAAAACAAUUGAUGGAACAUUUUACCAAUGGGGAAGUGCUCGGCAGCAAAUAACCAAGACAUCUUAUGGCAGUGAACAAAGUAGUCCAACCGAAAUGGCUUUUCACAAUGUCACUAACUGCAAUGUUUUGGAAGCUUGUUGUGGUGACAGCAAAACAAUAUUCUUAACAACACAAGGUGACUUGUACGAAUGGGAAAACUGCCUUGUUUGCCAGGAGAGUGAGUCCUCCUCGAAAAGGUCAAAUUCAUACAGUGACGGAGUAUCGUUUCCCUUACUAAUUACUUGUUUAAAUUUAACAAUUUAUAAUCACAAGCAUUUGAACAGAAGAUUUACAACCAUAUAUGGUCAUUUCCAAACUCAAACUAAGACCAUGAUUCGACAUCAGACACACUUUCUCAAGCUAAAAAAAAUUGUUGAGAAAAUUUUCUUAAAAGAGCUUCAGGAGAUAUGCGACCAGUGGCAGAAUGUGUUUUUUAUGGUGGCCGCCUUGCUAGACUCUUUAGCACAACUAUAUUGGUCGGCCAACGAAGAUGUUGGUGCGCUGUUAAUAAUAUCUCACUUUCGCGAAUGUCUCCAAAUACUUGACACUUACUCUAAGCUUUUCUGUGAUAUGUAUUCCAUAGAUGGUUUUCAAGCUGUUCAAAACAUUCCCCAAAGCUCAAGAAAUGUUGCAAAAGAAAACUUCGAUUCCUCGUCGUCUUCGGCAAAUGAAGGAGACGAACGAAAUGUUUUAAAAAUAUUUAAAAGUUCUUUUCAAUUAUUUCCCCAUAUCAGCCAGUUGUUGGAACAAAUACAAAAAUUCGAUUGCAAAUACAAGGAGAAAUUGGAAUUGUGGUUGGAAUUUGUACGAAAAAAUCGCAUUGAUAUGGAGUUGGCAGAAAACACACGCGACUUCUGGCGAUCCAAUCAAAAAAAUUCAAAAAUAAUACAUUUGAAACGAAAGAACCGACGUGUCAUACUGACUUCUACUUCGGUGCCCAUUAAAUUGUCGCAUUCAAUGAUGGGACUGAUCACACCCAUAUUUAUUCUUUUCACUGACUUCUUGUGUCAAGUUGGAAACCAUGUAACCACAUUUCCAUUAGAAGCAGUAUGGCUGAAAAAGGAUGAGUCCGGAAUAACAAUUAAGACGCCAGAAAAAAAGUUCACAUUAGUUGCCCGCACCCCACUUGACAGAGAUCUUUGGUAUGAUCAGCUGGAAUCUUCUAUAAAAAAUAUAUUGAACUUGCCCGAAAAACUGAAGAUUCCGGAAGUACGUUUGAUAUAUUAUCGUUUUAGUAGUCAUCCCAUUUAUUCGGGGGUGUACGCUAAGGGCAGUUUUUCGAAUGCCCUAAUGCAUGGUAAGUGUCGACUUCAAUUCCCCAAUGGCAAACUCUAUGCCGGAGAGAUAAUUCAUGGCGUUAUCGAAGGAUAUGGGCGGAUGUUUAUGCCGAAAGUUGGACUGUAUAAGGGUAACUUUAAAAAUGGCAAGUUUAGUGGCCAUGGGACGCUCAUCAUUAAUGAGAAGGAAAUAUAUGAAGGGAAUUUUCGCAAUGGUCUAUUCCAUGGUCACGGACAGCUGCAUCAUCCCGAGUAUGUAUAUAUUGGUGAAUUUGAGGAAAACCACAAGUGUGGGUAUGGCGUAAUUCAUCAACUCAUCUCUGGAGAAAAAUAUCUCGGAAUGUUUGCUGACAACAAACGAGUUGGUUCAGGAAUUUGUAUUACAGCCGAUGGCUAUUUCGAGGGUUUUUUUGCCAACGGUGAUCUAUCCGGCAAUUGCGUUGCAAUAUUCCCUAAUCAGUAUUAUUACGAGGGCGAGUCUUCACUGGCUGGACCAAGUGGCGCAGGAAAGUAUUAUAUGAUAAAUAGAGAUUCGCUAAAUCAAGAUCGGCAAAGUGCAGAAUAUAUUGCUACGCCCAACUGUGAAAACGUGGUUAUUGGAAAUGUUCUAUGUGGCCAAUUGAGUGGAAAGUGGGAUAGUGUAAAGAUUAACAAUGGCUCCAUAGAAAUAAAUGUAAAAAUUCCCCAAUACCCUUGUACUCUUGGGAACAAUGUCGUUAACAAUUACGAGAAAUGGUCUAGCUUAUUCGCUGAUUUUGAAUACGAAAUUUUUGAUGAUUUGGCGAGUGCGACAAAUACCUCUAAAGCUAUAACUUUUGCCUUCUGGAAUCGCGUGUUGGCAUUUGUAAACAAACAACAAGAGAUCGAAAAUGAGAAAAUGGGCGAUCUAGACAUGAUUAGUGGAAAGAACGGAAGCAGGGACUGGAGCGUAUUAGAAUUGGAUUCAAUUGAUAAACUUAGCUUGAACUCAUCGAACUUCUGCUACGAUCAGCAGGUGGAGUUAAACAAACUGAAUCACUCGCAGUCGCAGGACAACCUUUUUAAUGGAUGGGAUUUUUACAAUUCGGACCUGUUAAACACUUUUGGUAGUGGAAAGAUAAAAAGUCAAGGUAGUGAAGAAGCAGGAAACAUGUCAAGAUUCCCAGCCCUAGUAGCAAUUAUGGAAAGCCAUGGAACAACAACAUGGGAUUCCUUUAAUGACAGUGCUCUGGGUAAUAGCGAAAUGAUAGAUGACAGUAUUUCACUGCACACCGAAAUGGACAUGAUACCAUCGUUUGGAAUAUCAGAAUUAGGUGAUCAGGACUUGGGUGCCAUAAAGUCAUACUUAUACGAUGCCUUCCGAUAUCGCUAUCAUCCCCUGAAACAUCUCAACGACCGGAUAACGCAAGCAUUCUAUCGAUCUUACGGAUGCUGGAAAGUGAAACCAACAUCGCUUUUAGCGAAACAAGCAAUGCUCGAGUGGGAAUCGAUAUCACACAGAGUGUACAAGUUUGUACGCCGUCUGUUUCCAGCAUUACCAGAGGAUUACUGUGUAAUUGGUGAACAAAAGGAGUUUGUCUCCCAUGUCACGUUGCUGUAUCCCAUACUAUUAUCGGAGAACAUCUACUCAAUGCUAUUUGUUUUGUAUGCCAACCAAUAUAGUCAAAAAGACGAAAUGUAUCGCCAAAACAUCAUUCAGGCCGAAAAGCUAAGCGAUGAGGAGCUAAUCCACCGUUUGGACUUCGACAGAGGUCUGCUUGCGGUGAUUAAAACCGAACAAUUUGUGGAGGCAAUCGAAAUGCUGAAUAAGCUUAAAGAAAAAUAUAGCCCCAUAGCCAUGUUAACUGUGAUAGAAAAUUGUAUGGAGAAGUUGACUCAAGCUUACAGGACGAUUUCGCGAGAUAGUCACCACAGUUUCAAUGCAGACGUUAUUAUGCCCCUAACAUUGGUGCUAUUGCUGCGAGCUGGCAUUCAUCAUCUGGGGGCGGAACUGGCGCUAUUGGAUGACUUAACAGACGGAAAACAUUUUCAAUUUGAAAUGAAUGGCAUACGCGGAUACUGCCUAACAACACUGAAGGCCUCAUAUGAACAUCUGGCAAACAAAACAUCGUUGUACGAAAAUAAAUAACCUGUUAAUUGUCAUUUGCACGCUUUAUUAGAGUAAAUACAAUACGAAAGUGAAUGAGA